UUCUCAGCUAAGCUGUUCCUCAUAGGCCCAGGCGGAGUCAGCAGGGAGGCAGCCGGCCAUGGGCGCCUGCUCAGAAGACCCCCACCUGUGUGAGGCCUCUGGGCUCCUGCGAUUCACCAGCCUCCUCCUCAGUGUCUGCAGCGCUGUGACCCAGAGUCCUGGAGCCCGUGGGUCUGCAGUGGAUGAUUCUGGAAACCCUGUUCCUCUGAAGGGGAUUCAAGGAGCUUCUGUGCUAUUUCCAGUGAUCAGAAAACCAGAAUUACCUCCAGAAGUCAAGCUGGAGAGUAUUACAUGGGGCAUUAUAAAUAAAAAAAUCUACACACCCAUACUCCAAGUUAGUCCCGGGGGAGAUGUUCCAGAAUGGGUCAACUGCCAGGACAAGUUCGAGAAGCGGGUCCAUGUGCUCAACACAAUGACUCUGAGGAUUGACAACCUGACCCUUGAGGACAGUGGGCGGUACCGGGCUCAAGAGUCCUAUUCGAGAGGAAGACAGUAUCACCAGGAUUUCCACCUGACGGUCUACGAGGCUGUGCCCCCUCCCCAGAUCCAGGCCAUGGCUGUGUCCCUCACACCAGGCUGGUGCAACGUCACAGUGGAGUGUAACACCACAGGAACCAGGGAGGACCUGACAGUGUCCUGGGAGAGUGAGAGCCUCCCCAGGGAGCUGGAGCAGAGACCGGCCCCAGGACCAGCCCCCAACCCCUGGACCCUGGCUGUGAACCUGCCCCUGAGCCGGCCCAGCCUCAACCUCACCUGUGUGGUGAGCAACCAGGCGGACAAGAAAGCUGCCUCCUGGAACGUUGGGGACGUCUGUGGCCGUGACCCACAAGGACAGACCAGUGCUGCCCACUUGCUCGGUAUCCUGGCGUCUGUUGUGGUCCUGCUGCUGAUCUUCGGAGCUGGGCUGUACCUUUGGAAGGGACGUGGGAUGAAGAAGAACGUGGAGCCUGGGACAGGGGCAGGAUCGCAGGAGGAGUCCAGGGACCCGGAUGGUGGCAUCCACUAUGCAGAGCUGAACCAGCAGGAGUCUGGAGACCUCAGGGACAAGGGUAGGGGAGAACCACAUCUAGAAGAGGAGAACUCUCUCACUGCGGUCUACAGUGAGGUCCGCAGGCCAGGCCAGACCAUGACCAUGAUUUAAUGGGAAGAAGCAGGAGAAUCCCACCCCGGGGACACCUGUCUCGUGAGCAUGACGCCCGCAGCUCUGGUCCGACCUCUUACCCCUCUGACAGCUCUGAGAAGGGACUGGAUGGAUCCAGCACUUAUUUCUGUGCUAAAUCCGUGUGCACAAGCUCCCUGUGAGACACACACUGGUAGAUCAGGGAAACUGAGUAAAUAAAUUGGUCCUAACCUGUUCAGGACAACUCA
Messenger RNA from Neogale vison (American mink), 1368 nucleotides. RefSeq names its product SLAM family member 5-like. NCBI's taxonomy places the organism in Eukaryota, Metazoa, Chordata, Mammalia, Carnivora, Mustelidae. Bases 59 to 1141 code for a protein of 360 amino acids. The transcript is spliced from 6 exons. The record is from RefSeq and is a predicted model, not a curated record.